GCAACUGAUCGUAUGACAAAGUAUGGAAGCUAUAUCGAAAGCUUGAGGCUAUCUCCUUUACCUCUGCAGCUAUCUUCAACCAUGUAACUCAAUCACAAUGCCGCUGAUACUUGGGAGGUCAAUUGGUCGGUAUUUGGCCAAACCGGGCUCGGUCCAUCUCCGCCAUAUCUACCGACGAGAUCUUUGGCUUCCGAGCUACGGCCGAUGCCCCUCGCCUCGAUGGUUCAGCGCCACUGCUGCAAACUAUGCCGAUGCCAGAUUGGACCUUCCUGCCAUUGACAAGAAGUGGCAGCAGAGAUGGGCGUCGAUGAAUCUUGCUUCUGCUCGCGAGACCGAUGACCCCGUCACUGCGAGCAAAUACAUCCUGCCCAUGUUCCCCUAUCCAUCGGGUUACCUGCACUUGGGUCACUUGCGCGUUUACACCAUUGCCGAUGCCGUCGCGCGCUUCCAUACUCUUCAAGGCCACAAUGUCUUGCUGCCCAUGGGCUGGGAUGCUUUCGGGUUGCCCGCCGAAAAUGCCGCCAUCGAGAGGGGCAUCAACCCGGCCACUUGGACGAGAGCGAACAUUGCCAAGAUGAAGGAGCAGCUGCAUAUGAUGAAUGGGUCGUGGGACUGGUCUCGUGAGCUGGCCACCUGCGACCCAGCUUUUUACAAGCACACCCAAAAGAUCUUUCUGCUCCUGCACGAACAAGGACUCGCCUACCAGGAUGAAGCCGAAGUGAACUACGACCCGAUUGACAAGACGGUGUUGGCAAACGAGCAAGUUGACGCGAACGGGUGUUCGUGGCGGUCAGGUGCCAAAGUCGAGAAGAAGAAGCUAAAGCAAUGGUUCCUUCGUAUCUCCAGUUUCCGGGAGUCUUUGCUCCGAGACCUGGAUUUGUUGGCCAAGGAUGAGGCAUGGCCUGAGAGGGUUCUGGCAAUGCAAAAGAACUGGCUAGGCAAGUCAACUGGCGCUACCAUCAAAUUCCCGGUGCUGGCGUUCGACCACGACAUGCACACAGCGAUAGAGGUCUUCACGAGUCGGCCGGAAACUCUCUUCGGGGUACAAUAUCUGGCACUUGCAUCGACCCAUCCAGCUGUCACUUCGCUGGCAAGUAAAGACCCCGAGCUCCAAGCCUUCCUCGACACGCUCCCUGGACUACCUCCCGACUCCAAGGUUGGAUACCUGCUUCCUCACAUCCGCGCCAUCAACCCUCUAGCAUACCACGAGGCAACGCCCGAGGCCACCAAACAGUCCAUUCCCAUCUACGUCGCGCCGUAUGUCAUUGGCGAUUACGGCGAGGGCGCGGUCAUGGGUGUUCCGGCACAUGACGUCCGCGAUCAUGCUUUCUGGAAAACCCAUCACUAUGACGCGCCCGUUCGGUUUGUACUUGCGGCAUCCGAAGACGAAUCGACAACAGCCAUGCAAAACGAACCAUUUGUUGGCCACGGCAUCAUGACGGAGCACAGCGGCUUGUAUAGGGGCAAGUCGUCCGAGGAGGCCGGUCAGAUGCUGGUGUCGAUGCUUGAGGCUUCUGGACUUGCGAAACCGGUGGAAAAGUGGCGCCUCAGAGACUGGCUGAUUAGCCGUCAGCGGUAUUGGGGGACACCGAUCCCCAUUGUCCAUUGCGAAUCAUGUGGCGCGGUGCCCGUACCUGAUGAGCAGCUUCCGGUGCUGCUUCCAGAGGUUGAUGAACACUGGGCGGGCAAGAAGACGGGCAAUCCUCUCGAAGCCCUUAAAGAUUGGGUGAACACGUCAUGUCCGAAGUGUAAUGGCCCUGGCAAGCGGGACACAGACACGAUGGACACGUUUGUGGAUUCCAGCUGGUACUUCAUGCGCUUCAUUGAUACGCACAACACUGGCUCUCCGUUCUCGGCCAAAAAGGCCAAGUCUAUACUGCCCGUUGACCUCUACAUAGGGGGCAUUGAGCACGCCAUCUUGCAUCUGCUCUACGCUCGGUUCAUGUACAAAUUCCUCAUGACGUCCCCUUUAGUAGCUGGGGAAGGAGAGGCGUCAGACGAGGCUCACGAGCCCUUCCGACGGCUAAUCACCCAAGGCAUGGUGCACGGCAAGACAUACAGCGACCCAUCAACCGGCAGAUUUCUUAAGCCAGAUGAGGUCGACUUGAGCGAUCCUUCAAACCCAAAGGUUGUUGCAACCGGGGCGGCAGCCAACGUCAGCUAUGAAAAGAUGUCUAAGUCCAAGCACAACGGCGUCGACCCCACCAAUCUCAUCGUCCAGCACGGAGCCGACGCGACGCGGGCGCAUAUGCUUUUCCAAGCACCCGUCAGCGAGGUACUUGACUGGGACAGCGAGAAGAUUGUAGGCGUGACCCGCUGGCUUGGCCGGCUGCACAAUUUUGUGCUGAGGCUCGGACCAGCCGCAGCAGAAGACGACAUGGUGCCAUCACCGAAAGAGUACUUUGAGAACACGCUGAGCAAGGUUGAUUCAAUGAGUGCGCAGGAGCUGGCACGGUGGGAUGUCGAUGUGGCUGUCUGGCGCGAGGUGCAAAGGACGAUUGGCUCGGUCACGGCGUCGUACGAGAAGGUGUACGCGCUCAACACGGUUGUGUCGGAUCUCAUGAGUCUGACGAACACAAUUCUGGGGGCGAACGAGGCGAGCCUGCACAUUAAAAGACAGGCCGCGUCUGCUCUGCUGCGCAUGAUGGCACCCAUCACGCCGGCUUUUGCCGAGGAGUGCUGGAGUCUACUGCGGUCGCAGCAGCCCUCUGAGAGCGGGUCCAUGUUCCGCGGCGAGGGAAGAGCAAUGUUCCCUGUACCAGACGGGACGCUCGACCUGCUGCAGCCGAGAAAGCAACCUUGUGCGGUGCAGAUGAAUGGUAAGUUGCGCUUUGUGGUGGAUAUACCGAAGCCAGGGGUGGGAAUGACUCGGGACGAACUGAGGGGAUGGGUUGUGGGGGAGAUCUUGAAGACGGAAGAAGGCAAGGCGAGGUUGGCGAACGGGUCGGUUGAUGUUGCAAAGGCGAAGAAGGUUAUUGUUAUUGGCGACGGAAAGCUGGUGAACUUUGUAUUAUGACAAUGUACAACAAAUAGCGGCAUUGACCGCAUUAUAGACUGUAUGUACAUAUAAUUAGAUGUAAACUGUCUCUUCC
This is a messenger RNA of Canariomyces notabilis, 3092 nucleotides long. RefSeq names its product leucyl-tRNA synthetase. Gene Ontology annotation, molecular function: ATP binding; leucine-tRNA ligase activity; aminoacyl-tRNA deacylase activity. Gene Ontology annotation, biological process: leucyl-tRNA aminoacylation; mitochondrial translation. Gene Ontology annotation, cellular component: mitochondrion. The transcript has 2 exons. The record is from RefSeq and is a predicted model, not a curated record. Lineage: Eukaryota; Fungi; Ascomycota; Sordariomycetes; Sordariales; Chaetomiaceae. The coding region runs from base 98 to 3016 and encodes 972 amino acids.